AUGUGCCUUUUAUGCAACAAAGUUUUGGGCAAUGACGCUAUGAAACCAUCUAAUCUGCAAGAUCAUCUGAGAAGAUGCCACCCUGAUAAAACAGAUAAAGAUUUGAAAUACUUUCAAACACUCAAAGAAAUGAUGAUGGUUUGCGGGCGUCUUACAAUAUCUCCAAAAUCCGGAAAACCGCAUACUAUCGAAGAGAAGUUAAUUUUGCCAGCCGUUGAAGAGGUUUUAAAAACUGUUUUACACAAACCUGCAUCUGAUAUCAUUAAAAGAAUUCCCUUAAGCCACAAUACUGUUGAAAGACGUAUUGAUGAAAUGAGUUCUGAUAAUGAAAGCUUCUUAUGUAAUUAUUUGCGAACGACCCAUUUCUCUAUACAACUGGACGAGUCAACUUUACCUGAUAAUGCAGCAUUAUUAUUGGGAUAUGUUCGUUUUAUUAUGAAUCAAGAAAUCUACGAAGAACUGCUCUUCGCAAGAACUUUGAUAACCGACACUAAAGGUGAAUCAAUAUUUCAGGUUUUGAAGGAUUACUUCAGUGAAAAAGCAAUUCCUUUAUCAAAUAUCAUAUCAGUAGCUACAGAUGGAGCACCUGCCAUGGUUGGACGUUAUCGUGAAUUUAUAAGCUAUUUAAAACAAAAUGUGUCAGGGGUUAAACCGAAUCCGAAGCAACGCGUUGUGUAUACGCGGUUAUUUGCGCAGUUGUGUGAAGAACUUGACGAACACUUUCAUCAAUUACUCCUUCACACGGAAGUACGCUGGCUGUCGAAAGGCUUAUGUUUGACAAGAUCUUUUGCACUUUUUGAGACUAUUUCAGAAUUUCUGGAUACUAAAGAUAAAAUUUUAAAAGAAAAUUUAAUGAAGAGGAAAACAGACAUCGCCUAUUUAACAGAUUUGUUUACAAAAUUUAAUAUGGUUAAUUUGCAAUUACAAGGCGACAGUUUAAAUUUGAUUAAAACAAAGUCCAUCUUAUCAGCGUUUCUUGCCAGGGUUAACCUAAUGAAGCAAAAUAUUGGACGGGGCGAAUUUUCUCAGUUCCCCAAUUUGUCACAGACAAGCUGCCAGGAAGACGACGUUUCAACUUACGUUCAACAUUUAAAUGCCCGCUAUUCAGAUUUUGAAUCUAGGUUUGAGGAUAUUUUGACUAUGGUAAUACCACCGUGGAUAAUUUAUUAA
Molecule: messenger RNA, 1170 nt
Organism: Acanthoscelides obtectus
Lineage: Eukaryota; Metazoa; Arthropoda; Insecta; Coleoptera; Chrysomelidae
Source: the annotation of a GenBank genome assembly